AUGGUUGUACCAAUGAGUGAAUGUUACAAUUUUGUUGUGCAUGGGGCAAGAGGUAGAUGGACCUCAAUCUUCGCAUCGUUUCUUAUCAUGGCCACUUCUGGUGCAACAUACAUUCUUCCAAUCUACUCCAAGGAUAUCAAGAGAAAUCUUGGAUACAGCCAAUCAAUGCUCAGUACAUUGAGCACAUGGAAUGAAAUUGGUUCAAACGCUGGGAUUUUGUCUGGACUUGUAGCUGAGGUCACUCCCACAAAGUUCAUGUUAGUAGUGAGCUCUGUCGCCAACUUCCUAAGCUACCUCAUGAUAUGGCUGGCCGUCACCGAAAAGAUUCACAGGCCACAAUUUUGGCUCAUGUGUGUCUACAUGUUCAUUGGGGCCAAUGCUCAGAACUUUGCAACCACAACAUCUCUUGUCACUUCUGUCAAGAAUUUUCCAGAGAGGCGAUCUAUGGUGUUGGGUCUCUUGAAGGGUUACUUCGGGCUUAGCGGGCCUAUACUUACUCAAAUUUACGUAUUCAUUUAUGGGGAUGAUUCAACAUCUUCAAUUCUGCUAGCAGCGUGGCUCCCAACAUCAAUAUCACUGAUAGUUAUGUACACAGUUGGAGAGAAGGCGGUUAAGAUUAAGCAACCGAAUGAGCUUAAAGCAUUUUUUCACUUUCUCUAUCUAUCUGCUGUGCUUGCUGUGUAUUUGAUGACCAUGGCUCUAGUUAAAGAAUACGUGGCCUUUUCUCGAGUGGCUAAUGUUGGAAGUGCAGUAGCGUUGUGCAUCUUCUUGUUUGCACCUGUUGUGGUCGCCUCUCGACAAGAAAUAUUCAUUUGGAGGCAGAUGAAAGCACCUCCCACUACAAUAAUUGUUGAAAGCCCUCAAAGCGUUGAGCAAGAACAAAACUCUUCAGCCAAUCAAGCGGAAGAAGAUACUAUCAUUGUUGAGGAAGAACAAAAUUCUUCAGCUGAUCAAGCGGAAGAGGAUACAAUUAUUGUUGAGGAAGAUCAAAAUUCUUCAGAGGAGACAAAAACAUAUUUCUUUGCGGCCAUUUUUAACAAACCGGAAAGAGGACAAGACUAUGGAAUAUUGCAAGCAUUAUUGAGCAUUGAUAUGCUUAUCAUCUUGCUUGCAACAUUAGUUGGAGUUGGCUCUUGCUUGGCGGCCUUAUACAACAUGUCGGAAAUCGGUGAUGCGCUUCAAUAUGAGCCUAAGGCGGUAGUCAUCUUAUUGUUGCUGAUUAACUUUUGGAAUUUUGCGGGGCGAGUGUUAUGUGGUUUCAUAUCUGAAAAAUUAGUUAUGAAAUAUAAAGUUCCUCGCCCCCUUAUGUUAUCAGCAAUUCUUUUUCUCUCAUGCAUCGGGCUGCUGCUCAUCGCGUUCCCCUUCAAGGAUUCACUGUUUUUGGCAUCAGCAAUCAUUGGUUUUGCACUUGGUGCACAACUGCCACUUGUUUUGGCCAUAAUUUCUGACAUUUUUGGCCUUAAGCACUAUUCCACUUUGUUCAACUGUGGACAAAUGGCAGGUUCAGUUGGCUCAUAUUUGUUAAAUAAGGAGCUCACUGGAAGCAUCUACGAUGCAGAGGCAAUGAAGCUGCAUAGAAUGGAGGGUUUAGGAAAGCCACUGGUUUGCCAGGGAAAAAAAUGUUUUGGCCUGUCUUUUACGAUUAUGGCCAUUGUAACAUUUUUUGGAGGUUUAAUUUCCUUGAUUCUCGCUGCAAGAACGCGAGAAUUUUACAAAGGUGAUAUAAACAAAAGGUACAGAGGUGAUGAUGAGAAGACUGAGGUGGCAUCAUCUUUAGCUGAUGAAGUGGCCGUGGAAUGA
Molecule: messenger RNA, 1800 nt
Organism: Alnus glutinosa
Lineage: Eukaryota; Viridiplantae; Streptophyta; Magnoliopsida; Fagales; Betulaceae
Product: protein NUCLEAR FUSION DEFECTIVE 4-like
Exons: 1
Coding region: 1-1800 (599 amino acids)
Cellular component (GO): membrane
Source: RefSeq, a predicted model, not a curated record